Messenger RNA from Rangifer tarandus platyrhynchus (Svalbard reindeer), 354 nucleotides. The record is from the annotation of a GenBank genome assembly. NCBI's taxonomy places the organism in Eukaryota, Metazoa, Chordata, Mammalia, Artiodactyla, Cervidae.
AUGGGUUCCCAGGGGACCCGAGGCAAGUCCAUACCAGGCCUCGGGGAUGGGGCAAGUUCCGGGAAGGGAAGUCGGAGGGCCAUGUCCUGCCCCUUUCGCUUUUCUCCUUUAGGUCUUGGAUCAAAUGUCACCUCCUCAGUGAGGCCUUCCCUGACCACCCUGGUUAAAAGCGCACUCCUACCCCUCCCUGCUUUAUUUUCCUCCUCCCUUAUCGUCUACCAUGUGUACCAUUUCCUCCAUAUCCUGUUUGUGCUCUCUCCCCAGUGGAAGCUCCACGAGGGCAGGGACUGUUACGCUCUAUGCACUGCUGUUCUUGAACAGUGCCUGGGCAACAAAUACAUGCUCAAGCAAUAA